Molecule: messenger RNA, 1082 nt
Organism: Priapulus caudatus
Lineage: Eukaryota; Metazoa; Priapulida; Priapulimorpha; Priapulimorphida; Priapulidae
Product: cytochrome c oxidase assembly protein COX11, mitochondrial-like
Exons: 6
Coding region: 80-955 (291 amino acids)
Cellular component (GO): mitochondrial inner membrane
Molecular function (GO): copper ion binding
Source: RefSeq, a predicted model, not a curated record
GGCGCGCACGGAAGUCAUGUACCGUGUGGGGGAAUUGAUUACAUUACAACUCUAACUUACCUAGUCUUGGAAGCAUGGAAUGAUGCUCAGUUUAGCGUGUCAGGCAUCUCUCGCGGGAGGGACCCGGACUGGAGUCUACCGACACGUCUGCCGGAGCGUGCGUCGCCACGCCGCGGCGAUGGUUACCGCGGCGACCGCAGCGCAUCCCUCCGCAAACUCCGCCGGGUCGCGGGACGUCCUGGACGCGUCGCCGCGGCGACCGGACGCGGAGACGCCGGGGCGGCACCGGCUUCGGCCAUGCGGACUACAGAUGCUCUCUUGUUUUGCUAGUCACCGUGGUGAUCGUUGCACGAACUUCUUCGUCUCGCUCGUCGCCGUGCCGCCUCUGUUGUCGUCGUUGCCCUCGGCGAUGGGCGCACGGUGGCUUCACGUGGGCGCGUCGCAACGUGCGGCGGGAGGCGGGUCGCCACGGCGACGCUCGCACUCGUAUGAGACUUCGACAACGCUGAUGUACGCGUCGGCGCUGCUGGUGCUGGUGGGUGGGAUCAGCUACGCCGCCGUGCCCAUGUACAGGAUGUUCUGUCAGGCGACGGGUCUCGGCGGCCAGGCGGGGCUCCUGAAGAGCGCCGCGGACGCCGACAAGGUGGAGACGUUGAAGAAGGUCGCUCGCAGCGUGCUUCGUAUAGACGGUGCGAGUUCAACGCGGACAGCGGCCCUCGAGCAUGCGCUGGAACUUCAAGUCCGCCAGCAGGCACAGCGUAAGUUGCACCCGGGAGAGACGGCUCUGGCGUUCUACACGGCUACGAAUCCGACAGACGACCCCGUGACGGGCAUCUCCACCUACAACGUCGUGCCGUUCGAGGCCGGACUGUACUUCAACAAGAUCCAGUGUUUCUGUUUUGAGGAGCAACUUCUGAAUCCACACGAACAGGUGGACAUGCCCGUGUUCUUCUAGCAUCGCCUGACCUUCAGCCGACGAUCCCGCAUGAGCAUGUCGACACCCAUGACCCUCUCCUACACAUUCUUCCGAGCAAAGGAAGGGCUGCAGCUGCCAAUGCCUCUCAGCAGAUAGGCGAAGAGAA